AUGGCAAACCACUCUCUUAAGCAACCUCGUGGAGUAACCGAGGAUGUCUUAGUUAAGGUUGGUAAAUUUAUCUUCCCUACUGAUUUUAUUAUUCUAGAUAUGGAGGAAGAUGCAAACAUUCCCAUUAUUAUGGGAAGAUCAUUCUUAGCCACGGGGAGAGCACUAAUUGAUGUACAAAAGGGAGAGUUGAAGCUGCGAGUGCAAAACGAAGAGGUAACAUUUAAUGGUUUUGCAGCAACUGAUAUUCCAACUUGUUAUAGAGUGGAUAUGGUAUGUAGUGGUGGUAGUAAUUUGGAAACCACCAAGAGAAAAACCAAUGCUGAAAUUGGUAGUCGACCAGUUCAUCAUUGUUUGAAACGGUUCUUGUAA
Molecule: messenger RNA, 369 nt
Organism: Humulus lupulus (European hop)
Lineage: Eukaryota; Viridiplantae; Streptophyta; Magnoliopsida; Rosales; Cannabaceae
Exons: 1
Coding region: 1-369 (122 amino acids)
Source: RefSeq, a predicted model, not a curated record